CCUCCAACAGGAAAACUCACAAAAGAGACAAAGAGAGCAAAUCAGAGACCGUCACAACCUCAAGCAGUAGUAGUAGUAGCAGCAAGAGUUUGAUGCAGCUAGCUAAACUGGUCCAGGCGGGGAGUCUGUCCAUUCCACGUGGUCUGGAUGCAUAUUUUGAUGAUCGACUCUCACUUUUAGAUCAACUCUUCACUAUAUUAACGCAACAGGACAUUCACGGAUUGUUACCCGAUAUAUUAAAGGGUCUCAAAAUGAAAAAGAUCAAAGAACUCUGCCUAAAGGAACUGGAAAAACUAGACAACGAUCAACUUCUAUCCAUCAUAACUGACACACAAGAAGAAGGGAAAGAAAAGGAAGAGAGAGACAGAGAAGACGAGGAGAAAGAGGAAGAGGAGAGAGAGGGAGACAUUGAAGCCGAAGAGAGAAGCAAGCAAGAUACUUUUACUACAUCAUCAGCUCAAGAUCAAUCAUUAUCAGAGGUAGAGGAGGGAGAGAUAUCCCCUCGUUAUGACCACGCCCAGUCUCCACCCCUCUCACCUCCGUCAAUCCACAUCAGUGACGUGAGUGACGAGGAAUACAAAACUCAAGUGUCACAUGAUCAGUCAUGUGACCAAGUGAUUGAGUACGAAAAGGAACAAUCUUUAGACGAGGACCGGGUAUUAAUUGGAAUAAGUACGGACGCCAAAAAUGACGAUAUUCAUUUGAGCAAAAUUAUAAUAGAUAGCGAAAGAGAGAAAAUGGAAGAAGUUGAUGAAGACUGCAAUGAUGAUGAUGAUGAUGAUGAUGAUGGAUGGUCAAAAGAUGUAUCUGAACAGCAGAAGCUUUUAGAAAUGAAAAUACGUAAGAGACUUCUUGAGAACCAAGUCAAGAGACUACAAGAGAGGCCAUUACUUCAACCUGAAGGAACAGAUCAUCAUCAGAAUGUGAAGAAGGGAAUUUAUCCUCAAGAGGUCAAGAGAGGAGAAGGAACUGGUGAUAUUAGUAGUGAUAGUUUGAAUAAUAGUGAAGUACUUGAGAUGAGAAUGAGAGAGAAAGCAUUGAAAUCAUUAUUAGCAAAGAAAGGUGAUGUUUUAUUGUACACAUAGAUAGUAUAUCUAUAUAUGAUAUCAUA
Messenger RNA from Amphimedon queenslandica, 1111 nucleotides. Its product is annotated as guanine nucleotide-binding protein-like 3 homolog. Bases 93 to 1085 code for a protein of 330 amino acids. Gene Ontology annotation, biological process: regulation of apoptotic process. The transcript is spliced from 2 exons. The record is from RefSeq and is a predicted model, not a curated record. NCBI's taxonomy places the organism in Eukaryota, Metazoa, Porifera, Demospongiae, Haplosclerida, Niphatidae.